AAUUGUUCUUUGGCAUAGCUAUUUGAUUACCAGUAUAAUAUGGGGCUUCUCCUCAUUGAGAAGAAAGAGUGGGCUUCAAGGUACGAAGAACUAACGCAAGCAUUAGAUGAGGUAGAGGAGAUUCUCAAACGUGAACAAUCAGCAAAUUUAAUUGCUUUAUCUGAAGUUGAGAAGAGAGAGGAAAUGUUGAGAAAGGCUUUGAGUGUUGAAAAGCAAUGCGUGGAAGAGCUUGAAAAGGCUUUACGUGAUAUGCAAGAGGAGCAUGCACAAAUGAAGCUUACAUCUGAAAAUAAGUUGUCGGAUGCAAAAGAUUUGGUGGUUGGAAUUGACGAGAAAUUAUUGGAGGCAGAAGAAAAGAUGCGUGUUGCUGAAGCUCAGCUUGCAGAGGUAAAUAGAAAGAGUUCUGAGAUGGACAUAAAAUUGCAGGAGGUGGAGGCUCGUGAAAAUGUGCUUCAGAGAGAGCAUCUGUCUUUAAUUGCAGAGCGAGAAGCACAUGCAGCAACUUUCUACAAGCAGAGAGAAGACCUGCAUGAAUGGGAAAGAAAACUACAAAAACAGGAAGAGCAGUUGUCUCAACUUAGAAGAAACAUUAAAAUGAGAGAGGAAAAAGAAAAUGAAAAUGACAAGAUUCAUAAGCAAAAAGAGAGGGACGUUGAAGAGUUGCAAAGGAAGAUUGAUUUUGCAAGCUCAACAUUGAAGGAGAAGGAAGAUGAUAUAAACUAUCGGCUAAAAGAUUUAGAUGUGAAAGAAAAAGCAGCUAAUUCCAUGAGGAGCGCACUUGAAAUGAAAGAGAAGGAAUUGUGUGUAUUGGAAGAAAAGCUUACUGCUAGGGAAAGAGGGGAGAUUCAGAAGCUGCUUGAUGAUCAACGGGCUCUGCUGGAUACUAAAAUGCAGAAAUUUGAGUUGGAACAAGAAGAAGAAAAGGAAUCUCUGGACGAGGAACUGAGAAAAAGGAUAGAGGUUGUAGAACAACAGGAAGCUGAAGUUAACCACAAGGAAGAAAAAUUGAGAAAAAGAGAGCAAGCAUUGGAUAAGAAGUCAGAGAGACUGAAGGAGAAAGAGAAGGACUUGGAAGCGAGGUUGAAAACUAUUAAAGAGAAAGAGAGGUUUUUGAAAGGUGAGGAGAAAAUGUUUGAGUUGAAAAAGCAACAAUUAGAUACUGCUAGAGAGAGCCUGCAGGAUCUCAAAGAGGAGAUUGAUAAGAUUGGGGCUGAAAGUACUCGGCAGGAGUUGCAGAUUCGUGAAGAGUAUGAACAGCUUAAAAUAACUGAAGAAGAGAGAGCAGAACACCUCCGGUUACAGUCAGAACUGAAACAACAGAUAGAGAAAUGGCAACAUCAGGAAGAGUUGCUUUUAAAGGAACGUGAAGAUCUGAAACAGGAUAGAGAAAGUUUUGAAAAAGAGUGGGAAGCCCUGGAUGAAAAGAGAGCCAAAGUUUUGAAAGAGCAAAAAAGUAUAGCAGAAGGAAAAGAGAAGUUUGAAAAGUUCCAGCUAUCAGAAGAAGAAAGAUUAAAGAAAGAAGAAUCAUCAAUGAAUGAUUAUAUUAAGAGGGAGUUGGAUAAUAUUAGAUUGCAGAAAGAAUCGUUUGAAGCUGAAAUGAAGCAUGAGCGAUUAGUUUUAUCUGAAGAAGCUCAAAAUGAACAGAGCAAGAUGCUUCAAGAUUUUGAAACACAGAGAAGGAAUCUUGAGACUGAGAUGUGGAGAAGGCAGGAAGAAAAUGAGAAAUAUCUACAAGAAAAAACAUCAGAAUUUGAGGAGAAGUGCAAGAAAGAAAACUAUAAUAUUGAUCGUCUGAAGGAAAUUGCUCGGAGGGAAAUUGAAGAAAUAAAGAUUGAUAGUCGAGCGUUGCAGAAAGAGAAACAAGAUAUUCUGAUAGAUAAGGAGAAGCUAAAAGAACAGCAACUUGAAAUGCGUAAGGAUAUCAAAGAGCUUGGUAAUCUUAGUAGCAAUCUCAAGAAAAAGCAAGAACAAUUUAUCCGUGAAAGAAGUCGCUUCUUAGUAUUUGUUGAGAAACUUAAUAAUUGUAGUGACUGUGGAGAAAUUACUAGAAACUUUAUAAUCUCUAAUCAUAUUCGGGAUGCCCUUCCUCCUGAUGUUAGAAAUGUUGACAGAUCCCCUGAUGUAGUUGAUCUGGGAGAUGCGAACUCCGGAGGGCAGCAUGUGUCUUGGCUUCAGAAGUGCACGUCUAAGAUUUUUAGCAUAUCUCCUACUAGAAAGGGUGAGCGCAUUUCUGUUUCUCAUUUGGCAGAACAUAUGCCUUUGUCUGUGGAGGCUAGUAUUGAAAGAAAAGUGGAUGAGCCUGGUAUGACCAUCAGUAAUGAAGAUAGAGAUCUUGGUACUGGCUCUUUUGAUGUUCAACCACCCACAUCCGAAAACACAAUCAGGGACUUGGAUGAUGCGUGUACUCAGUCUUUUGAUGAUAAUAGCUGUAUGGACAGUAAGAGACAAGAACCUCCGGAAGAUUCCCAACAAUCAGAGCUGAAGAGUGGCAGGGGCAGGCGUGGUAAGAAGCCCAAACUGGCAUUGAAUAGAACUCGCACAAUGAAGGCUGUGGUUGAAGAGGCAGAGUUGUUUCUCAAGGACAGCUCUAGAGGACUGGAGCAGAACACAACUGUACAGCCUAAUGACAUUCCUCAGGAAAAUGAGGAGAGCAUGAGUGUUUCUGGACGAGUUGAGAAGGCAGCUAGUACUGUUGCAAGGAAGCGGCAACGUGCCCAAGGUUCUAAAAUGACAGAAAGUGAGCAGGAUGCUGUUGAUAGUGAUGGUCAUUCAGAUAGUGUGACAACUGUUAGGCGCAGGAAGAGGCGACAGACAGUUGCUUCAGCCCUUCAAACUCCAGGGGAAAAGCGAUACAAUCUCAGACGACACAAGACUGCUGGCAAAGUAGCAGCACAAACCUCUGCUGAUCUGACGAAGACUGUGGAGAAAGAAGUUGGUGAUGCAGAAGCAAUUACGAAUCCUGAAGCUGUCUCAGUUGAUGUUGGUACUGAGAGUGGCAAAUCUACACCCUUGGUGCCUGUUGGGAAAUUAAAUGUUGUGGAUUUCUCUCAAGAUAGGAUUGUUAGGUUGAAAACAGCUGCAACGGAAAAUACAAAGUCAGCAAUUGCCAGGGAUAAUGCUGAUAUGAAGACAGUUGAAAAUACUGAAUUCAGUGAGGAAACAAAUGAUGCAACAGAUUAUGUGCAAGAGGAUAAGAGUGGAAGCAGAGGCCAGGAGGAGGAAGAUGAGUUUGAUGAUGAGUUUGAGCAUCCUGGCGAAGUGUCUAUAGGGAAGAGGAUUUGGACCUUUUUCACAACCUGAGUUCUCUUUAAAUUGUUAUCAUUUCUGUUGGCAAAA
Messenger RNA from Carica papaya (papaya), 3336 nucleotides. Lineage: Eukaryota; Viridiplantae; Streptophyta; Magnoliopsida; Brassicales; Caricaceae. The record is from RefSeq and is a predicted model, not a curated record.